AUGGAUAAUAUUACAAAUGUUGAAAAGGCAGAGGUGCACUCAAGUAGUAUUGAUCGAAUGCUAGAUGAUAUGAUGAUACCAUCUGGUGAAUGCGAUACUCCUCCGACACCAGUGCUACCGUGGUGGUUUACACCAGAGUGUGAAAGUCAGCUUUUGGCAGCAGCUGAACCACCUAUAAUCCAAAUACCUUUAAGCAUAACAUCAACCCUAUCUGCUCUUGCACCACCACUUCCACCAUCAUCAUCGUCAUCAUCGACUCAUCUUCAGCCGUCACAAACGGUAGCACCAUCACAACGAAUGACCUCACCAGAGAUCACACCACAAUCUCCCGAACAAGUCAAGCUCCAACUUAAAGCCCAGCUUGAGUAUUAUUUUUCAAGGGAAAAUUUAAUGACUGACAGGUUUUUGCGUUGUCAGAUGGAUAAUGAUCAGUACGUACCUAUACGAAUUAUCGCUAAUUUUCCGAAGGUCAAACGCCUUACCAGUGAUUACAAUUUGGUUGUGAAAGUUUUGAGAGAAUCGUCCCAAGUACAAGUUGAUGAAAAAGGACAACGGGUACGAGCCGUUUCUAAGCGGUGCACUAUUAUUCUUCGUGAAAUUCCUGAAUCUACUGAUGAAAAGGAGGUGGCUUCGAUGUUCGUUGGUGGGCCACCUUAUUUAAGUCUUCAAUACGGUCUCAAUAACAGCUGGUAUGUAACUUUUGAAUCAGAGGAAGCUACAGAGCGCGCAUUCCUUCAUUUGCAAAACCUUGGCAAGACUUUUAACAAUAAGCCAAUCUGUGCACGGAUAAAAACAGGUGGGGCACCAUAUUCAGAGCCAUUGAAUCUCAUGUCAGGUCGAUCUCCCUCUAAAGUAUCUUCGGAGACUCUGGCAGACCCUAUUGUUCCUUUAUCCAUCAUGCCUGCUACUCCCCCAUGUUCAUCAGAUAGUUUCGAUUUGGGUCAAAUUUUGGCCAGCUACGGGUAUGUUCCAUGUGCAACUUUUAAGCCAGGUGCUACGGUUGUUCACAUAGCUUCUACAUCCUCUUCAAUGGGAAAUCAAAAUAUGAAUCAUCAGCGAAUGCGAAGUUCGAGUAAUGUCAGGCAGACUAAUCUUAAUUUUAGAGGUUCAAAUUCAAGAGCAAGAGGGAGUUACAUGUAUAAUCAACGAAUUUGCAACAGUAGUUAUCGCGAUUUUAAUGCGAAUAGUGAUUAUCAAUGUGUAAGUGACCGCCGUAAUAACAAUAACCGUGGAGACCUUAGUCGAGAUGCAUAUCGAGAGAAAAAUAAUGAUUCUCUUAUUUAUGUUCGUUAUCGAGGUCGACAAAAUCGUCUGAAUAAUUAUUUCGGUACUGUGCGAAGUCGAACAGUGGCUGAGUCUCAGAAAAGCAUACAAAAUGAAAAUGUACUACAUCGCUUUGAUUAUGAUCAGUCAUUUGGACGAAAUAUAAUGGCAAGGCAACAACGAAAUAAGCAAAAAGAUAUGCUGUCGCCUGGAAUUUGGAAGAGUAAAUGUAUGUUACGUCCACCUACAGCGAAUAUUCUACCAGACGAAAGUAAAAGAAAUGACGAGCAGCAAAAUUCUGCUAGAGAAAUUAGCGACAACGAUUCUAAACCAGAAACGAGUAGUUCUAAAAAAACAGACGAUACAGAGUAUAGCUUUGAAGAGGGUGCUUUCCCAUGUCUUUCUGAAGAAAUGUCACGGAAAAUGGAGAUGAAAAAAGAGCCUGAGAAGUUGUGCGAGAAGCCAACCUUUAGUUCAGUUGCUGCAGGUAAAAGAAAAGAAAAGAAAGAACCAAAAGAAAAGAAAAGCUAUGCUCAAACGCUGAAGCAGAACAACGGGUAG
Thelazia callipaeda (thelaziosis nematode) is the source of this 1824-nucleotide messenger RNA. NCBI's taxonomy places the organism in Eukaryota, Metazoa, Nematoda, Chromadorea, Rhabditida, Thelaziidae. The record is from the annotation of a GenBank genome assembly.